CCGUUUCCGUGGUGCGGAGCGCGGCGCGGGACCCGGCGGCGCCAUGAGCCGCAGCUACAACGACGAGCUCCAGUACCUGGACAAGCUGGACAAGAACUGCUGGCGCAUCAAGAAGGGCUUCGUGCCCAACAUGCACGUGGAGGGCGUUUUCUACGUGAACGACCCGCUGGAGAAGCUGAUGUUCGAGGAGCUGCGCAACGCGUGCCGCGGCGGAGGUGCGGGAGGGUUUCUGCCGGCCAUGAAGCAGAUCGGGAACGUGGCCGCCUUGCCUGGCAUCGUGCACAGAUCCAUAGGCCUCCCAGAUGUGCAUUCAGGCUAUGGAUUUGCCAUUGGCAACAUGGCAGCCUUCGAUAUGAAUGAUCCCGAGGCAGUGGUGUCACCAGGUGGUGUCGGGUUUGACAUCAACUGUGGUGUCCGCUUACUACGUACAAAUUUGGACGAAAGUGAUGUACAGCCUGUGAAGGAGCAGCUUGCCCAGGCUAUGUUUGACCACAUCCCUGUCGGUGUGGGCUCCAAGGGUGUGAUCCCUAUGAAUGCCAAGGAUUUGGAAGAGGCUCUAGAAAUGGGGGUUGACUGGUCUCUCCGGGAAGGCUAUGCCUGGGCAGAGGACAAGGAGCACUGUGAGGAAUAUGGAAGAAUGCUGCAGGCUGAUCCCAACAAGGUUUCCUCGAGAGCAAAGAAGAGGGGCCUGCCUCAGCUGGGGACCCUGGGAGCAGGGAACCAUUACGCCGAGAUCCAGGUUGUGGAUGACAUUUACAACGAAUAYGCAGCCAGGAAGAUGGGCAUUGACCACAAGGGGCAGGUGUGCGUGAUGAUCCACAGCGGCAGCAGGGGCUUGGGCCACCAGGUUGCCACAGAUGCACUGGUGGCUAUGGAAAAAGCUAUGAAACGGGACAAAAUCAUAGUAAACGAUCGCCAGCUGGCGUGUGCCAGGAUUGCCUCUGCAGAAGGGCAGGAUUACCUGAAGGGAAUGGCAGCUGCUGGGAACUAUGCUUGGGUCAAUCGCUCCUCUAUGACUUUCUUAACAAGACAGGCGUUUGCCAAAGUGUUCAACACUACCCCAGAUGACCUCGAUAUGCACGUUAUCUAUGAUGUUUCUCACAACAUUGCCAAAGUGGAGCAGCACGUAGUGGAUGGAAAAGAGCGGACGCUGCUGGUGCACAGGAAGGGAUCCACCAGGGCCUUCCCUCCUCACCAUCCCCUUAUUGCUGUGGAUUAUCAACUGACUGGGCAGCCUGUGCUGAUUGGCGGGACCAUGGGCACCUGUAGCUAUGUCCUUACUGGCACGGAGCAAGGCAUGACCGAGACCUUCGGAACGACUUGUCACGGAGCUGGUCGUGCCCUGUCUCGAGCCAAAUCUCGUCGUAACUUGGACUUCCAGGAUGUGUUGGACAAGCUGGCUGACAUGGGCAUUGCCAUCCGUGUUGCAUCUCCCAAGCUGGUUAUGGAAGAAGCACCAGAGUCUUACAAGAAUGUGACAGAUGUGGUUAACACCUGCCAUGCAGCUGGCAUCAGCAAGAAAGCCAUUAAAUUGAGACCUAUCGCUGUUAUUAAAGGCUAGGAACUGACAAGGCUGCGGACACCUACUGACAUCUCCAGGGCUCCCACAAAACUAACUAGAAUCUUCCCACGCCUCUUGAACUCCGUAGGAUACUCAGAUACCAACCAUGUCCAUGUCCCACAAAUACAGGCAAUUAAGGGUGCCCUUCUCUUUAACYGCUCCUAGAGAAAAUUAAUGCCCCCUCUCCACUUUCAUUUUUUUAUGAUGCUCUUUUCUUAUGUUGAAAGAGCAAAAAGCAGUUCUGGUUUUAUACGCAGUCCUUUACCGAGCUGUGCCUSGUGAUCCCGCUGGUGGGAUUUCAGAUUUAUUUGAAAUGCCACCAGUUGCUCUGUUGCACCUCCCUGAGCAAGGAGGGUGCACGAACCAAGGGCCUGCAACUCCUGCACACAGAGCUACUCUGGCUGCAGGAUACAGCACUUCUGGGCAGGGAGAGGUGUCCCUCAUUGCAGAUGGUUCUGUGCAUGGUCUGCAUUACUGCAAGUAUUGUGGUAAUUGAGUAGGACAGUCCAAGUUGGGAGAGGUCUCCCAGUUGAGAGGGAUAGCGAGACUUGAGGCAGAGCCCUCUCCUCCUCUGCUCCUUGUCCCCUUUAACACUUAAUCACCUGCUGUAUUGGUGCAGUACAGAAAGGGCUCCACAGAAGCUUGUGGAAAUGCAAGUAGGAUUGAAUAUGUAGCUUCGAAAGAGUUGUGUUUGCCCUGUAAAAAGUUGUGACUUUACAACUGCUAGAGCUGUGUUAAUCUGACAUCUUGCAAAGGCCUAAGCAUUGAGAAGUUGCUUCAGGUACUGCUCACUGUGCCCUGCAGCACUCUCUUUUGAGUCCAGGUGUGAGGAGAGGCCCUCUGUGGUUUGACUGCUCUCAGCCAAUUACUUUUCUUCCAUGUUCUUUAAUUUAGACUGGAGGGGGGAGUGCUGCCCAUCAGAUUUGGAGUAUGUGGGGGAGCUAAUAAAUAAAAUGGGAAGAUAGGUGUUGCAGGGUGUCUGUGUCAUGUUAUAUUAUGUUACCAUCAUGUCUGUUGUCCUGUCGUGUGUGCACCACAUACUUUUAACUCCUGGUUUAUCUUAGCUGCCAGGGGCAUGAAGCUCAGCUGCAAGCCUGUGUGUGGACACAAGAGGGCGGGCACGGGAAAAUAAAACCUGAAAGCAAGAAAGUUGUAAUGUGACCUGGCCAAGGACUCGUGCAAAAGUGCUUGGGGUGAUGGAUACUGAUUGAUAGGCUUGACGGACAGGAACCUUUCUGGGGAAGCAUCAUUUCAGGUCUAGCAUCUUCAUAAAAAACCUGUUGAGUUUCAAAUACAUAAUGACACUUUACAGUUACAAUCACUUUUAUUGGUCUCCUGAGUCCAAAAAAAUACACUGUUAAGGGCUUUAGAAGCAGUGCAGAUUGUAAUAGGAAUUGCUAUGACUACUGCUAGAUCUGACUUUAAGGUGACUCUAUCUUAAUUUCUUCUGCUCUCUUAGUAGGACUGUUUCAGAUCCUGAUCUCUGAGGUCUGA
Messenger RNA from Nothoprocta perdicaria, 3055 nucleotides. It is a transcript of the gene RTCB, whose product is annotated as RNA 2',3'-cyclic phosphate and 5'-OH ligase. The coding region runs from base 44 to 1561 and encodes 505 amino acids. Gene Ontology annotation, biological process: tRNA splicing, via endonucleolytic cleavage and ligation. The record is from RefSeq and is a predicted model, not a curated record. Gene Ontology annotation, cellular component: tRNA-splicing ligase complex; nucleus. Gene Ontology annotation, molecular function: RNA ligase (ATP) activity. Lineage: Eukaryota; Metazoa; Chordata; Aves; Tinamiformes; Tinamidae. The transcript is spliced from 12 exons.